This is a messenger RNA of Papaver somniferum (opium poppy), 1086 nucleotides long. RefSeq names its product probable purine permease 5. Gene Ontology annotation, cellular component: membrane. The record is from RefSeq and is a predicted model, not a curated record. NCBI's taxonomy places the organism in Eukaryota, Viridiplantae, Streptophyta, Magnoliopsida, Ranunculales, Papaveraceae. Bases 241 to 972 code for a protein of 243 amino acids. Gene Ontology annotation, molecular function: purine nucleoside transmembrane transporter activity. The transcript is spliced from 3 exons.
AAUGUCUAACAAAAAUGAAGACAUGAUCUUCACAUUGAUCUAAUAAGUUGGAGUUAGAGAAGAACUUUAGAAAAAAAUGAAUGUCUAUCAUACGUGGACUUAGACAUUUACCUUCAAAUAUAUAUUAUAUUGGAGAAGCAAUAACAGAGGGUAGAAGGACGUUCCCGAAUUAAUUGGAGAUUAGAUUUUCUUUUUCUAGAAUCUCAUUAAUCAAGAAGAAGAACAAGAAAACCUUCGGUCAUGGAGAUGGAUCCCUCACUCGCACCAGAUCAUCCCCAAUUGUCUUACAGCAUCCUACCUAGGCAUGAAGAAACAAAGGAGGAUGGAUCACCAGAACCUUCUCUUUCGUUGCUGGACCAGCUUUCUAGAUUUAAAACCAUGGCAUGUGAAGCAUACACAAGGAAGCCAGCCUCAUACUGGGUUCUACUAGUUCUAAGCAUUGGAUCAAUGCUUGUUGCUUUUCCAGCAUCGAGUCUCCUAUCUCGUCUCUAUUUUGCUAAUGGUGGAAAAAGCAAAUGGAUAAUUUCAUGGGUUUCAGUUGCUGGGUGGCCUCUAACCGCUCUAUACUUGCUUCCAUCAUAUAUUUUUCUUAAAAUUCAGCCAACGCCUCUCACGUUCAAGCUCACUCUCUCUUAUAUUUGUUUUAGGGUUUUUAAGUGCUGCGGAUAUGCAUAUGCUUACGCCUAUCUGCCUGCAUCAACUGCUUCUCUUUUAGCUUCUUCUUCCCUGGUUUUCUCUACCAUUUUUGGCUAUUUCAUAGUUAAGAACAAAAUAAAAGUAUCCACGUUAAAUGCCAUUGUGAUCAUAACUGCGGCAGUUGUUCUUAUCGGUUUAGAUUCAGAUUCAGAUAGAUUUGGUAACGUCAGUGACAGCCAAUAUACAUUGGGCUUCAUAUGGGAUAUUGUGGGAUCAGCUCUUCAUGGACUCAUAUUUGCGGACUCAUAUUUGCGGACUCAGAGUUGGUUUUUGUGAAGUUACUGGGGAGAAGGUCUUUUCAUGUAGUCUUAGAACAGCAAGUUAUGGUAUCCUAAGAGCGUCCACAGUGGGAGAGUAAACCCAAAUAUUUGGUCUUUUGAACAGACGUAG